CUGUUGGUACUCUUCGCUUCACUGACUGCCUCUGUUCGACCCACCUCUCUCUCCCUCACCGUCUCCAUCCAUCCUUUCUUUCUUCCUUCCUUCCUUCCUUCCUUUCCCCCCCACCCUCACUGUUUAACUGAUGCACGUCCAAGUGGUGGUGCCGGCAGUAGAAUAACGGCUGUCCGCCUUACUGCGUGCAUGCGCUGUAUUCUGUAGUUUGUGCUUCUCUCUCCGGCUCUGCUGCGAGUGUAUGUUAAUCAAGUAGAGGAGGAAGUAGUAAUGAUUUAUUCUAAUCACAUCACAAUGCUCCAGUUGGUAAAGUUGUAGAAGUGGUUUACGUCUUGUUGAAACUAUUUCUCUUCAAAUUUACUGCUUCUCGGCCACCUAGCAAGUGUGAGUGUACGUAGCUUGUAAGUAAAUAGUACCGUAGUUCGAGAACUUCAUUCAGUGAGCUGCGGAAACUUGCUUGUAAGUAAGCUGGCCAACUCGGUAGAAAACAGUCGGUAGUAGUAGUAGCAGCGGUGGUGCUAGUAGUAGUAAUAGUAGUAAUCUUCUCAACUGCCCGCCCUGUGCAGCAUGGCUGCAGGUUUUCGGGCUACGAUUCCAGCCAAUGCUUGUAGCAGGACGAAUUACUCUCGGACAGCUGGCAUACUACGCGCUAUUAUAUUUAAUUUAGCCACUAACGACGGAUUUAUAACUUGCAGUCGCUAAACCAAGCCGCCUGAUCACAUUAGUCAAAUCAGUGCAAAGCAGCGGAACUAACACCACAAAGCGCUGGUUAGCUUAUUGUUUGUUUGUUUUUUUCAAUAUACAUACAUACAUACAUAUAUAUAUAGAUAUAUAUAUUUAUAUAUAUGGUAUGUAAUGAAUAUUCAUGUAUUCUGAAACCUACAUCAUACAAGACUUACCUGAACAGGAGUUAGGCCCAACGUGUUGAAAAAUGCGAAAACGCAGUAAUUUCGAUAAACUGAAAAUGGUCCACAGCUCAUGUUGGAUAUUUCUCAAUCAUCUCCAAUGGCUGGUUCCUUUGGAUUGUUACAUAACUAAUACACCUGAACUGAAUGGUUACUUAUGAUAAUAUUGUUCUUGUGACUAGGGGUCAUCCUCCUGUGAAAUGGAUUUACCAGGUUCUAGUGCCUUUCACAAAAGUUUCCUGAACACCUCCAUGAUUUCAGAUGAUAGUCCAACUGUCCAGAAGCGAGUCUCAUAUGGUGGUGAAUCCUUUCCUUAUGGAAUCAGUGGUGUUGCUAUGCCCGAUUAUGGCUAUAGUGGCAGUGUUUAUAAUUAUUCAAGAAAGAGUUUUCCCCGAAAAUCACGGGUAUGUUGUUACUGUGGAAAAUCUUUCACCAGGUCGACAACGAGACGCUAUCACGAAAAGCGAUGUCCACUUCUACGUGCUGCUGGUAGUUUAGUGGAACAGAAUGAACAACCUGUUGAUAAUGGAGCAACUGCUUCAACCGAUCACAAGUUUUAUGCAAUUGGAUCACAAAGCCCAGCGUCACUCACCAAUUCAAUUAGCCCGGCUUCUGAUUCUUGUCGUGCUGGAGUUGAAGAUGAACUUUCAAAGCAGCCUGUCACAAAUCGAAGACGGUCAUUUGACCAGGCCAAUUUGGAAAGUGUCUUUGUUAAACAAGAACCUUCUGAGUUUCUCAAUAUGUAUGUUAGGACUUCAACACCACGGACAGGUUCAUCUGAAAAUAACCCAUAUGUAAAUUCUGACAGUAAUAAACAGGAAUCUUCAAAGCCAUUGGUAAACUUUCCGUCCCAAUCCAGUAGCAGUAACAAAGAUGUAAAUGGUGAAUCUGUCAUUACAUCUACACCUAGGUAUGAUCAGGCAGGAAAUGUUGAAUCACACUCCAAUUUGGAGAGUGAUUCUCUUAGAACGAUUAGAAUUGAGAAAACAGAGACAGAUGUCCCAAAAAAUGAUGGUUCAGAAACCAGUAUAUACAAAAACCAUUCUUCAACACAUUUGGACCAAAUGUUGCAAGGUAAUGCAACCUCUUUGUCAGCUCGUCCUCAUAAAUCUUCACGUUUACAACAGUCAACUCAGGGAGCUUCCCAUUCAUCAGCUUUUAGAAUUGAGCGAAGAGUAUCUAAAAUGAUAAACAAACAUCGAUGCGGCUUGUGUGGCAAGCUGUUUGAUACCCAGAAACAGCUUCAAAUGCAUGAGCAAUUACAUACUAAAUUUAGGCCAUAUACUUGCCGCUUCUGUGGUCAGCGAUUUACGAAAUCAGCAAUGAGAAUCCGUCAUGAACGUUCUCAUCUUGGGGAAAAGCCAUUUAUGUGUAUUGCGUGUGGGUCCUCAUUUACUCGAAACUAUAGCCUGAAACUGCAUGAGCAGCGCCGGCAUUCUCGAGGUCCUUGUAUCUGUACAGAUUGUGGAAAGGUGUGUGAGUCUUUAAGCAGUCUCAAAUUCCACACUCAGAAACAUGAAUCUUUUGAUGCUUUUGCUGCUAAAGACAACAACAACAGCACCCAAAUGGAACCUACAGCAACUGGCAUAACCAGCUUUUCUUCAACUACACCCAAAGCUGCAGAACAGCAGGAUAAUCCGGAAUCACUUAAAAAGGAGGCUGAUCCACCAAGUGAUUCUGGAUCUGCCAGCCAAACUAGCAACAACAAACUGCCAGAUGACAGUGGUAAGACUACUGUAGCACCAAAUACAGGAGAGGAAGAUGAUGCUAAAGCUAAGGUGAAAUGCAAUGAUUGUGGUAAGGAGUUCACACGACCUUACUUGCUCAAAUACCAUAUAAAGGUACAUGCUGGCUUAAAACCAUUUGAGUGUCCGAUCUGUGGGAAAAGAUUUGGAUAUAAAAAUAACAUGAAAUCUCAUCUGAAACUUCAUGCUGGAAUUAAACCAUAUCAGUGCUGUGUCUGUGAUGCAAAAUUUACUCGAGGGUCUACGCUUCGAAGGCAUGCUCGUAAGCAUGGCAUCAUGGCUACAUCAAUAUGGGACCUGUUUUCAAACUCUGGAAUAUCACAGUCACAAGCGUUCAGUGCCAGUAAUCUAGCCAAAAAAGUGGCUGCUGCUGCUGCUUCAUCCCUACACUCUAGUAAAACGAACUAUGCUUCUCAAAUAGGGGUCAUUCCAGAUAGUUCUGACCCAAACCGUCAGAACUAUGAUUCACAUUCAGCCGAAUCCGCCAUACCUCAAUCUAUAGCCAACGGCAGUAUAUACCUAAACUACAAACACUCAGCAACUCAACAUACAUACCAUUCACCUUUAGCUACCUCAGCAGUCAUCCAACCCACUUCUUCCGUUACCUCAUACUCCCCAAACUCUCCUCCACUCACUGCCCUCAAUCUCAGCAUAAAAAACAAACCUGAUGUGCAGUAUCAAAGCUCAGACGUGCUGAGGACAUCCUGGAACCUGCAGCGGCCUACCUCUUCAUCUACAAGCAUAUCUUCCACUUUGGAAAGCAAAAUGUCCACUCCAUUACUUUUACAAAUAAACAACAGUGAACUACUGCCAACCAAGCAUUCUGCUUAUAAGGUCUCUCAACCCAAAGCUGAAUAUCGUGAUUUCGAAGCUCAAACUAAUUUGUGUGAUUGUAGCCGUACAAUUGAAGAUAACGUCCAGGCCAACAUGUAUGGCGCUCACUUGCCAGCAUCCCGUUUGAUUAAACAGGAGAGCAGCUUACGUUAUAGUCCAGUUACAGUGUCAAAUGGGACAUCACCGGUGAAAUUUGACAAAAUAGGAAGCUCGUUCAAUGGAGAAACAGUUUCUUCUUUGCUCACAACUGGACGUAUGUUUGUCUGUGAAUACUGUGAAUGCUACUUCAAGGAAUAUGCCAUGUAUCGCAUCCAUCAAAAGCUGCAUGUUAAAGAUGAGAGCCGGCCCUAUCUUUGUCCAGUCUGUAACGAAGACUGUCAUGAUAGGAUAUACUUUAGUUUGCAUAUUUCAGAACAUUUAAAGUAGGAAGGCUAGCUCUUAAGUUUUUAUUUUGAUGCAUGCUAUUGCAAUAAUGUUGGCACAUCCUACCUCGACACAUUUUUCGUCUAUUCUAGAUGAAGCAUAGAAUAAGAAAAAUGGAAAGAAAAUAAUUUUUUUUUUUAGUUUUUUUUUUUUUUGUUUAUACAUAUAUAUAUUUUUUAAUCUAACAUAUUAGUUUGUGUAUGUUUGUGUGCAUGUAUAUAUAUAUAUAUGUGCGUGUGUGUUUGCAUAUAAACAUAGACACACUCAUAUAUCCAUGCAUGCACAUACAGUCAUACAUAUACAUAAACAUUUUUUCAUCAUAAUUUUGCUAAAACAUGUUAAGCAAGUUGGGGGACUAUUUUGGCUUAAUUAGAAAGCUGAUAACUAAUUACAAAUUUUUGGCUAAGGUUUUAUGAAAAAUGUCAUUAUUCAUUUUGUAUUAUAUAAUCCAGUUGCUAUAUAUAUAUAUAAAUAUAUAUAUAUAAAAGAGAUCUUUCCUUCUUCACUCUUCACAUGCAUCGACAUCUCUCUUUCACUGUUUUGACUAUUUCUCUGCAAUCUGCACAGCUGUGAUCGACAUCUUUGAUUAUCAGAUCUUUCACUAGGACAGAUCUCAGAAAUUGGUCACUGUAGCUUGACUUUAUUUAGUUAAGGCAGAAAGGAUUCAGGGAUAAUUUGUCUGCAAACAUAUUGGUUCCCUCCCCUUAUUAUUUUUUUUACAACCCCCCUCCCCCUUUUUAUAUUUU
Molecule: messenger RNA, 4653 nt
Organism: Octopus bimaculoides (California two-spot octopus)
Lineage: Eukaryota; Metazoa; Mollusca; Cephalopoda; Octopoda; Octopodidae
Biological process (GO): regulation of transcription by RNA polymerase II; embryo development
Cellular component (GO): nucleus
Molecular function (GO): DNA-binding transcription factor activity, RNA polymerase II-specific; RNA polymerase II transcription regulatory region sequence-specific DNA binding
Source: RefSeq, a predicted model, not a curated record